Molecule: messenger RNA, 1109 nt
Organism: Penicillium brasilianum
Lineage: Eukaryota; Fungi; Ascomycota; Eurotiomycetes; Eurotiales; Aspergillaceae
Source: the annotation of a GenBank genome assembly
AUGCGUUUCAAUACUGCCCUUCUCGCGGUGGCCGCUGCUAGCACUGCCGCUGCUCAGCGUCCGGCCAACACGUCCAUCUGUGACUAUUAUACCACGGCCUUGCUGAAGGAGAACAACGCUACCAACCAGUACACCCUCUUGACUCUGCUUGUCAACACGGCCGUCAUCGGUAAUUAUACCCAGCCCAAUGUGGGUGUUAUGGUUCCCGGAAUCCUGAACCCCAAUGGCACGUACAACAACACCAAGGUCAACCUGGUUCCCUACUUCGAUGGCGGUCUUGCUUCCUCCAACGAGGGUGGCAACUCGGGAGUUGCUAAGAACUUCCUCGAUGGUGGUGGUGCUGCUCCUCUGAUGAAGAACAUGCCCGCUGAGGAUGAGACCUCCAACCAAUACAAGCUCCUGACUCACCUGUACGAGUUCUUCGGUAGCCUCCUCGGCUGUUCUGAAGUUGGCAUGACCGGUUUCGCGGCUUACUCUGGAGAUUCUAGCAUGUACGAGGUUCACAAGUUCAUGGUCCUUGACCCCUUCCAGAUGGGCUAUUUUAUCGAGCAGGUCGCUCUUUCCGCUGCCUCCUUCGGAGUCGCAACUUCUGAUAUCGAGGCUGUCGGCCAAGCUCUGGGCUCCCUCUUCAACUACCGUUGUGCUCCCAAGACCACCGUCAUCAAGGCUCAGGGUCCGCAGUACCAAAGCAUUUGCACUGACGACUCUUGCCCACUCGCUGAUAAUGCGACCUGCGCUGCUCAGCCUUCCAUGUCUCAGCCCCUUGUUGCCAACGCUACUCUCGCCGAUGGUGAGGGUCGCAAUGCCUCCACUACCUCUAUGUCCGGGAGUGCUUCGGGCACGGCCUCGAGUGCUUCUGGCACUACCUCUGGUGGCGCUUCGGGCACUGCCUCUGGCGCUUCGUCUGCCAGUUCUACCUUCAACGCCGCCUCGCACGCCGCUCCAGGGCUUACCGGUGUGUUUGCCGCGCUCGUGGGCUUCCUCGCUCUGUAGAUAUGUUUAUGAGAGGACCUGGCGUGUGGGCCAGGUACUGACUUGGUGAGCACACGAGGGUGCCAAUAUAUUAUUUUCUUCUAUAUGUCUUCUUCCGAUGGCAAUUAAUUUACGGG